This is a messenger RNA of Ruditapes philippinarum (Manila clam), 737 nucleotides long. RefSeq names its product large ribosomal subunit protein eL20-like. Gene Ontology annotation, biological process: translation. Gene Ontology annotation, cellular component: ribosome; cytosolic large ribosomal subunit. The transcript is spliced from 5 exons. NCBI's taxonomy places the organism in Eukaryota, Metazoa, Mollusca, Bivalvia, Venerida, Veneridae. Gene Ontology annotation, molecular function: structural constituent of ribosome. Bases 141 to 671 code for a protein of 176 amino acids. The record is from RefSeq and is a predicted model, not a curated record.
UUAACAAAAAUAUACAUUUUGGUGUGUUUUACGUGCUAUUUUGCAUAUUGUUUACUUCAAUUAGUGAAAUUAUUGUAUUAAAAUUUUUAACUAAAAAUUUUGUUGAUCACGUGACUUUCUUUUUUCCUCGUGUGGCAAUCAUGAAGGCUCUUGGCGAUUUGAAAGAAUACAAAGUUAUUGGGCGUUCUAUGCCCACAGACAAGAACAGAACUCCUCCAUUGUACCAGAUGAAGAUCUUUGCUCCAGACAAAUGCACAGCUAAAUCUAGGUUCUGGUACUUUGUGUGUCAGUUGAAGAAAAUGAAGAGGACCCAGGGAGAAAUUGUUGCAUGUCAGCAGAUAUACGAGAAGAAGCCCCUGAAGAUCAAGAACAUUGGUAUCUGGUUGAGGUAUGUGUCAAGAAGUGGCACACACAACAUGUACAGGGAAUACAGAGAUCUGACAGCUGCUGGCGCUGUCACUCAGUGCUAUCGUGAUAUGGGUGCACGUCACAGAGCUCGUGCAUCAACCAUUCAGAUCAUGAGAGUGGAAGAGGUAGCCGCUAGCAAGACUCGUCGUCCUAACAUCAAACAGUUCCACGACUCGAAGAUCCGAUUCCCUCUCAGCCACAGAAUCGAGAAGCCACAGCAUACACCAAGGUUCACCACAAACCGACCACACACAACUUUCUAAAUCAUGCUGUAAUAUUUAUAUAUGUCAUACUUGGCAAAUAAAGGCCUUCAGUGGAAAAAAAAUCUU